GUGUGACACAGUUUCGAGUGUUGAGGAGUCAGUCUCGAGCAGGAAUUAGGGCAUACGCCUCCCGGAGGUCGGUGAAGCCGCGUCUACGGCCACUGAUUUCAAAUGGAGUAAAUAUUUCGCCUACUAGUCAACCUUCAGAGCAUGCGAUUGCGGCUGCAGCUACAGUUGACCACCGGUCACGCCACGAAUGCACCAUCCUAACAGUGGCGACAUCUCCGGGCUUUGGAAUCCGCAUAGAGCGUCGUUGCACGGCGCUGUCGAAUGUGCCGCCCACGUUCCCUCGGUGAGCGUGUACAUCCACUCCCGGGAAACGCGGUUUCUUCGAGAAUGGGAGAUCGUGGAAGAUCCGCCUCGCCGUCCAGACUCUCCUCAACCGACUCCGCCUUCGUCCCGACCGACGCGUGCGUCAAAACCGCGGACGGUGCGCCGUCUACUGCCGUUCCAGUUGCCGGCGCGUAGACGGCGUAUGCGGGCGAGCACGUCUUUUGCCAUCGGCAGUUCGCUGCGGCCCGUAGGUCCCCUUUCGCGCGACGAGUGAAGCUCCCGUUCUCGAGCUGUAUUCCUACAUCUACAUUCAUGUAUAUCGUUCGGAAACAUAUAUUU
Trametes versicolor FP-101664 SS1 is the source of this 603-nucleotide messenger RNA. RefSeq lists its product as uncharacterized. The transcript has 5 exons. NCBI's taxonomy places the organism in Eukaryota, Fungi, Basidiomycota, Agaricomycetes, Polyporales, Polyporaceae. The record is from RefSeq and is a predicted model, not a curated record. The coding region runs from base 188 to 538 and encodes 116 amino acids.